UGGUGGUGUGUAACUUUGAAUUGAGAAAAACUUCUGCUGUUCUGUUAUUCAAACGUUUGUUUUAUUUACAAAAAAAAAAAUUACGCAUCGUUUGAACGCAGAAGAAAUUUCUGUUCAAUUGUGUUGACAUUUUUUCUCUCGUACCGGCAAAGUAGAAAAAUGCAUCGUUCGCUGAAUUGAGCUAAUUUUUUGUCAUGCGCUUGUGUCACUCGAUCGUAAUCGAUUCAUCGGACAGCCGUUAGCAGAGCCGGUAGUACUAUACUAUCUGAGUAGUUGGGGCAGUGAGCAUCGAGCAGUCCUGCCGUAUACUUGUCGGGUGUCUCCACGGGAUCAAUCACAUCGCUGUCUACGCACAAAGCGUCAUUUUUUUCUAGAGACUUGUCCGAUUUUCUUGAAUUAGUUUCAGUUCCAUCGAUCAGUGAAUCUGUACAUUGUUUUAUCUACCAAGAUGCAGCACGAAAAAGUUUCGGCUCUGAAAAGGGCAGAAAGGACCCGAAAUCAUCGUACCAUGAGUACAGACAGAUUGGAUAGUACUCGCUCCAGCGAUCUUAGUAAUACUACUCUAGCAUCGCUCAAUUCGCCAAAACGAAAAACCCAUUUAUCAAGGCAUUCAACGAUGCCUCAAAACAUCAGUACAAAUCUGGCAAAUCUCAGAAAAAUGGAAUUGGAGAAUAAUAAUUUGGAAAUGGAGCUUAUUUAUAGCAAUUUUACAGCAUCGUACAUAGAGUUGUACCUAGAAGAAAAGAAAAAAAAGGAAGCGGAACAAUCAAGCAGUACUCUGAUAAAAAACCUCAGCAAAGAGACAAAGUCGCUUCAAGAAUAUUAUUAUACUCUAUCUAUAAGAUUGAAUGAUAUUGAAUAUCUAUCGUGUUCAAAUGAUUACACAGAUUCAGUUCAGCAAAAUACAAAGGAUUUCAAAGACAAAAUACAAAAAUGGGGUAUCAAUGAUGCUUUGUUACAAUUGAAAAAUCUUUUGAAGAGAUUUAAUGUCUUGCGCUGUGAAAAUAUGAUUUUGCCAAAUUCACCGGAACAUAUGCAAGAUUUAGAAAAAGUUUUGAAAGAGUGUCUUAAUGCAUUAAAAGAAGUGAGUAAUCCAGAGAAAUGCGAACUCAUAGAAAAAACAGCCUCUUAUUAUGAAGAAUUUGUUUCAAUAUAUCAAGAAAUUAUCCAAAUUAAAAAAAUAGUGGAAGAAGAGAUUUGUUAUGUACAAAUUGAAACUUUGAAGACAUGUUCACAUGCUUUGUCACAAAACAAUGAUUAAUUAUAGAAAGAAUAUUUGAUUGUAUUAAAGUAUAUUUGUGAGUUAAGGAAUAAUU
Molecule: messenger RNA, 1316 nt
Organism: Trichogramma pretiosum
Lineage: Eukaryota; Metazoa; Arthropoda; Insecta; Hymenoptera; Trichogrammatidae
Exons: 5
Coding region: 449-1261 (270 amino acids)
Source: RefSeq, a predicted model, not a curated record